AUGGAUGGUAAAACAACAACAACAACAUGGGAUAUAACGGUAUUUCUAAAUGUAACCAAUGGUACAUUUAUAUUACAUCGUGAAGAUGUUGCUAUGUUACGUUUCUAUCUUGCAGCUUAUAUUAGUACAACUAAACAUUUUCGACAUAUAUUUGCUACAAAUGGUCAUCCAUUAAUAAUGCUAACAUUUCUGCGUGUUUAUUCAAAUAUUCAAUUGAAUCCAAUGUUAAAACGAUCUAUUAAAUAUUAUUGCAGAUAUUGUUUUUACAUUACAUCGUAUACUAUUUAUAUUACAAAUCAUUACGAUGACACGAUUUUUACUGUACUUAAUUGUAUUGAUUUUUGUGUUACUGUUGUUGCCUAUGUACCGAAUUCAACUCGAUCAUUACAAUUGCUUGAUGUAAUAGAUUUAUCAUUACCAAAACAUUUAGAAUAUUUAAAAGAUCGUACAAAUAAAAAUAAUUCGAAAAACCACGAUCGUGAAGAACUUAAAAUAAUUGAAAAAUUAUCAACUACUAUAAAAAAAACAGUGUUUUCGGGUUGUAUUGCACUUGUAUUAAAGGAAAAUAUAUCAGAAUCAAGUCAUAGUGUACCACGUUUGCAUGCAUUGGCAUUUCCAAACAUAUUUUCUAGGGCAGUUAUUAAACUUGUCGAAAGAUAUUUAUUAACUAUUAAAUUAGAAUCAACCAAAUUUAAAAGCAUUAACUGGUAA
Rotaria socialis is the source of this 711-nucleotide messenger RNA. Lineage: Eukaryota; Metazoa; Rotifera; Eurotatoria; Philodinida; Philodinidae. The record is from the annotation of a GenBank genome assembly.